AUGAAGACAUACGCCCUCGCCCUCGUUAUCCUCCAAGCCACCCUCUGCCCGGCAGCGUCCUUUGCCUUUGAGCGUUUUUACGCUGGCAGCUUCGGCUCGACAGACGAAAAUUACGUCGUCUUCGGCAUCCGGCCUACGCCCGGCGCCUCCUUUGCAAACUGCACGCACAGCUCAGAAACCGGUCCUAUCGUGCCGGAGGUGCCCCGGUCGUACUGCCAGGAUGCGCCCGCCGUGACCUGGAGCCUCGCGAGAGUCGGCGAUGGCGACGGCAUGCUCUUGCAAGCUUGGUGGGCGUUCACGAGCCGGGCGUCGCUUUACGGGCAGCGCGUCAUAUCUGAGAAGCAGAUCGUGAGAGAGACUGGAGCAGAUGGCAAGAUUGUGGAAAGCUAUGAGGGGCCGCAUGAGUUCUUGAUGGAGACUGUGACAGUGCCUGGGCCAGGUCUUGUUUGA
Messenger RNA from Verticillium dahliae VdLs.17, 450 nucleotides. RefSeq lists its product as uncharacterized. NCBI's taxonomy places the organism in Eukaryota, Fungi, Ascomycota, Sordariomycetes, Glomerellales, Plectosphaerellaceae. The record is from RefSeq and is a predicted model, not a curated record. The transcript has 2 exons. Bases 1 to 450 code for a protein of 149 amino acids.